UUGAACCGCGUUUUUUUGGACCGGUUGAACAAGUGAAGGUGAAUCAAAAUGCUUUUGUCAGCCAAUUUAGAAGUCCUCGUUAGGCGUUGGUAAUGCAUUGAAACAGCUAUGCAGCUGCCUUGGCUUGCAUGUGUUGUACUUAUUCUCAAUCUCUUGACAGCUACUUCUGUCGCUGGCAAUGAUUUCCGUUUUGCUUCAUACUACGGCGACCACAUGGUGUUGCAGAAAGCCCCAGAGAGAGCCGUCUUGUGGGGCUAUGGAACAGAGAAUUCCACCGUCGUGGUCGUUCUGCACGGGCUGUCCAUAGCAAGGGAAUACAGUAGCCACGUAAGCGAAGGGGUCUGGAGGGUGAUGCUUGGCCCAGUGAAGGCAGGGGGGCCCUACAAGGUGACCGCUGUUCAGAUGGGCAUUAACACGACGGUGGUCACCCUCAGCGAUGUGCUGUUUGGGGACGUGUGGCUGUGUGGGGGACAGAGCAACAUGGCCUUCACCGUCUCCCAGAUGUACAACAGCUCUGCAGAGCUGGACAUGGUCCACAAGUUCCCAAACGUCCGUGUAUUCCAGGCCUCUCUGGAGACCAGUGCAGUUGAGUUGAUGGACCUGUCCAGGGUGGACGUGCCCUGGUCUGUACCAACCGCUGCUCUGAUAGGUGGUGGGGACUUCACCCACUUCUCGGCGGUGUGCUGGGUGUUUGGGCGUCUGCUGCACCAGGCGUUGGGGUACCCCGUGGGCCUGGUGGAGUCGUGCUGGGGGGGCACCCCUGUGGAGGCCUGGUCCUCCUCCAGACCACUGCACUCAUGUGGAGUACCCCAGACGCCAGACAGCUUUUUGGGUAGCCUGCCAUUGUCUGGAGGUCCACAGCAAAACUCAGUGCUGUGGAAUGCCAUGAUCCACCCCUUGCUGAACAUGACCAUCACAGGAGCCAUCUGGUACCAAGGUGAGGCCAACGCUGGCCAUAACCGUGACCUCUACAACUGCACCUUCCCUGGGAUGAUUAAGGACUGGCGGAUGGCCUUCCACCAGGGCUCCUGGGGACAGACCGCUCCAGACUUCCCCUUUGGCUUCGUGCAGCUGUCCACUUAUCAGAAGGGCCCAGUGGAUGAUGGCUUCCCAGAGAUCCGCUGGCACCAGACGGCGGACGUGGGCUACGCUCCCAGCGAGCGCCUACCUCGAACCUUCAUGGCCGUGGCCAUGGACUUACCUGAUGCGCACUCAGCCUGGGGCAGCAUCCACCCUCGCUAUAAAGAGGAGGUGUCAUUCAGACUGUCCCUAGGGGCGAGGGCGGUGGCCUAUGGGGACAAGCAGGUGGCUCAUCAGGGUCCCUUCCCGAGUGCUGUCGACGUGGAGGACACCUACCUGAUGGUCACCUACGACCAAAACAUCUCUGCCACCUUCUCCAAAGACAUAUUUGAGAUUUGCUGCUCCAUUGAACAAACGCCUUGUGACUCUGCAGCCAAGUUCUGGAUGCCAGUUCCCAUGGUGCCUCAAGGCCCCAGCUCGGUGGCCGUCGGCCUGGGCAGCUGCAGACGGGAGCACGUGGCCUCGCUACGCUACGCCUGGAGGGACUGGCCUUGCGACUUCAAGGCCUGCCCCAUCUACAGUUCUGACCAGGUCCUGCCCGCACCACCGUUCUUUCGACAUCUGGGACACUAGAGAAGUUUAGCUAUUGUUAUAACAAUCUGUUGUUGUAUCUGUGAAGAUUCUCAUGUCCCAUCUACCGCUCCGACCCAGUCCUGUCUGCACCACCUUUCUUUCCACACCUGGGACUUCAAGUUUAGUUAUGGCUCUUUUCCACUGCCAGUUUUCUGGUAGGCCUACAGCUCGACACAGUGCGACUCGGCCGCCACUUUUUGCUUUUCAAAUAGGCACGUCACGACACAGCUCAAUCAUAAAACAAAAAGUGGUGGCUGAGUCGUGCUUUGUCGAGCUAUAGGCCUACCAGAAAAAUGGCAGUGGAAAAGAGACUAUACUGUAAUAUCAGUUUCUGUGUCUGUGAAGAUACCAAUCAGUUUCUGUGCCUGUGAAGAUUCCCAUGCCCCAUCUACAGCUUUGACCGGGUCCUGCCUGCACCUGGGACGCUAGAAAUGUAAAGUUUAGAUACUGUAAUGACAAUCAAUCAGUCAGUUCCUGCGCCUGAUUGAGAGUCUCAAGGCAAUACAUUUUUGGGUCUGUUAAGAUUCUCAUUCAUCCAUGCCGUGUUUUCCAAAGAGUUCAGCUGCAAGCGUACCUCUUAAUCUUUGGGCUUGUGUGCGGAGUGAAAUGUCUUUCAAUCUCAAAGUGCAGUUGCUUAUGGCUCACCAUAUGCCAGGGUAAUCCGUUUCUGUCCUAUGUGUUUUGCUUUUCAGAUCGACUGUGAAGGAUUUGUCCUGCCUUCUUCAGACUUGCCUAGGCCGGGAAAUUACAAUAUAAUACCUGUGUUGCUCUUGAAUGUGAUAAUGGGGAAAGGGAAAUUUGAUGUAUGAACACUUACUGUACAUGUAGUUCAAGAUGGUACAUGAACACAAAGGAAUCACUACCCUUCAUGCAGCCCUACACACGAAUGUGAAGU
Molecule: messenger RNA, 2548 nt
Organism: Engraulis encrasicolus (European anchovy)
Lineage: Eukaryota; Metazoa; Chordata; Actinopteri; Clupeiformes; Engraulidae
Gene: siae
Product: sialic acid acetylesterase
Exons: 10
Coding region: 109-1653 (514 amino acids)
Biological process (GO): carbohydrate metabolic process
Molecular function (GO): sialate O-acetylesterase activity
Source: RefSeq, a predicted model, not a curated record